AUGUUUGACUUCCAUAAAGAAGAUCAUUUCCCAAUCAAGACAGAGCGCAGAAACUAGGCUAAGUCAAGUUACGAUACAAACCCAAAUGAUGAUCCGACAACUCUCCUUAGAAACAAAAUUCUGUUCUCACAAGAUUCUGAAUCCAUUAAAAGCUAACUGGAUGAUCCAUACAUUAACUUCAAUAGUGUGAGCCAAGAUGAAAAUGCUCAGAAAAAUGAGAUUCAGGGAACAAACUAUCUACAGGGACUAAUGAAGCGCUAUGCCAGUCCUAAUAAACGCUUUGAUAAUGUCUAGAUAUGCAGUCCAAUCAGAUUGGCAUAAUAAUAAAGGCAAUAAUCGCCAAAUUAGAGUAGAACUGGGAUCAGGCCCGUGAAUAACAAUAAUAGUGGGCAAAAUAAAAGUGUAGGAAGAGUGAAUAUAAAUGGGAAUAGUAAUCAUCCUCCUAAUUAGCAAGUUUCUUUUCUUAAAAAAUUUACUAAGAAUAACAAUGCUGGAAGCGGAACUAACAACUCAAUGAGUAAGGAUUAAUAACAAAAAAAGGCUCCAAUAGCUAACAGUAAGUUGCAACAAAUGACAGAGACUGAAAAAAGACUUAUGAAAAUAAAUAACUACGAUCCAGCUCUUCUAAACGAAGAGUAAAAGUAGAUUAUUGAAAGCCAAAAGCCAGUAUACAAAGACAUAUCUAAGGCAAUCCUCUCAAUUAGGCAAAAAGCAGGGUAAAUGAGCACUCAGUAAAAAAUCAAGCGAAGUAAAAGUCGAGAGAGCCAGAAAACUACAGCUGUUGAGACUAAUAUAAACACUGAUUUAUCGUCACUAGAUCCGCAUCAGAUAGACUUCUAUGAUAACAAUAAACAAAAUAGCUGUAGAGAUGGAAUGGAUAUCAAGGAUCGCAGGAGAUAAGCCAACAUGAAUAUGAAAAUGAUGUAGCAGACACCAGUUGCUUAGAAAACUAUGCAGUUUCUUAAUAUGUCUGAAGACUAGGAAUCUCAAAGGUACUACUCAAAGCAUAACCUCAACAAGGAGAAGUCAACUUCAAGCUUUAUAAGCUCAAACCAAGAAAUUGGAAACAUAAGCAGUAAAAUUUAGGAUAUCUCAAGUAGAAAUUAAGAUGGAAUACAGUCAGAUGAUCUGACAAUGAACAGUGUAAGAAGCUAUACCUCAACUAAUACUAAUAAAACAGUGGCUAAAAUAUCAGCAGAAAACAGAUUCGUCAGCAGUCACUAUUCAGAGAUGAAGCUUAAGAGGAUGGAGGAAGAGCAAAAGAGAAUGAAUAACAAGACGCCAUCACUUCAAUACAAUAUGAACGAUGAUCUUGUGAGAAUAGAAUCAUCUCAGUCUAGUAUUAUUAACGACAGUUGCAGUAGUUCUCAAGUCUAAUUCAAGAAAAGGAUGAACAAAGUCAGCUCUGGGGCAAAGUUAGGUGAUUUGAUAAAAUCCUAUGGAAUAGAAGACGAAGAACAGCCUGCAGCUAAAAGCUCAAGAGUUGGUUCUAAAAGAUCUCCUGCAAGGCAAGUAAUACAAAAGAAGAUAUCUUAAAGACCGUAGCCUAUCGACAAAGAGCAAUAUGAGUUCUUCCCAAUCGAAAGUCGCGUACUUAACACUGGGAGGAAUAAGUCUAAUGGAAAACAUGCUUUAAAUUCUAAGAAUAAAUGA
This is a messenger RNA of Stylonychia lemnae, 1653 nucleotides long. The record is from the annotation of a GenBank genome assembly. Lineage: Eukaryota; Ciliophora; Spirotrichea; Sporadotrichida; Oxytrichidae.